GCAGCCGGGAAGCUGUCCCCUCCCGCCUCUCUCACACACUUGUUAUUCCCCGCACCAACUUUGGCGGGUGUGUGUGUGUGGUUUAGAGGAUUUCCUAUUGCUCUAGCAACAGGAAUAAUGCACCUGACUCCGGCGGGGGGAAGCGGCCGGUCGGGCCAGCGGAGCGAGGCGCGGAUGCGAAAGAAAUAAAGGAGACGAGAGCGAAGAGGAGGCAUCCGGCAGCGCUGGUGGAGGAGCGCACAGCAGUGUGUGCGCGGCGAGGGGCCCCCGGCUGAGCCGUAGGACUGCAAACAAACCCCCCACGAUGCGGAAUUAGAAGCGAUCCCCGUGUCAUUGCACUGGGCUGGCUGUGAGGAGGUGUCUGGGGAGCACCCGGCGCUCGGAUCCUCCGGCUGCGGAGAGACCAGGAGCUCUCGGCUGAGAAGAAGGGGGGAGCAGCGGAGAAUGGGGCAGCGGCCGCUGCCCCCGAGGGCGAGCAGCAGGUGCCAGAGGCAGCAGGAGCGGCCUCUCCCCCAGCGGAGCAGGAGACGCGGGGGCCUAGGGGCGUCUGGGGCCGGGCUGCUGCCGCUACUCGUGCCCCUGUGGCUGUGCGCAGCGGGGGGCUGCUCAGCCCAGCUCUACAACCUGAGCCUGGCGGUGGAUGAGGGGCUCCCGGCGGACACGCUGGUCGGGGACAUCCGGGCCGGGCUGCCCCCGGGCGACGGGCAGCCGGGAGGCUUCUUCUUGUCGGAGGGGAGCGGCGAGUCGGCGGUGCUGGCGGAUUUCCACGUGCAGCCGGACACCGGCAUCAUCCGCACGGCGCGGCGGCUGGACCGGGAGCGGCGGGCGCGCUACAGCUUCGUGGCGGCCACGCUGCGCGGGGAGAUGGUGCAGGUGGAGAUCGCGGUCACCGACGUGAACGACCAUCCGCCCCGCUUCCCGCGGGACUCGCUGCGGCUCAACGUCUCCGAGCUCAGCCCGCCCGGCACCGCCUUCCGCCUCCCGGGCGCCCGGGACCCGGACGCCGGCAGCUUCGGCACCCAGGGCUACACGCUGUUGGCCGAGGGGCAGGAGGAGGCGCCGCCGCUCUUCCAGCUGCGCUACGGCUCCCCCCCGGAGCCGCUGGACCUGGUGCUGCUGCGGCGGCUGGACCGGGAGCGGGCGGACUCGCACCGGCUGGUGAUCGAGGCCUGGGACGGGGGCAGCCCGCGGCUGAGCGGCCGCCUGCAGGUGGAGAUCCGGGUGCUGGACGAGAACGACAACGCGCCCGCCUUCAGCCAGAGCGAGUACCGGGCCCGCGUGCGGGAGGACGCGGCGCCGGGCACCGCCGUCUGCCGCCUGCAGGCCACCGACCCGGACCUGGGUGCCAACGGCGAGGUGCGUUACCUCAUCAACCGCCGCCAGAGCGACCCCGCCGCCUACUUCGCCGUGGAGGAGCGGACCGGGCUGCUGCGCGUCAACCGCCCGCUGGACCGCGAGGCCCGCGCCCUGCACCGCGUCAUGGUGCAGGCGCGGGACGGCGGCGCCGAGCCCGAGGUGGGCAGCGCGCUGGUCUCCAUCGCCGUGCUGGACGUGAACGACAACAGCCCGGCCAUCCGCGUGCUCUACCUGACCGAGGGCGGCGGCGCCCGGCUCUCCGAGGCCGCGCGGCCGGGGGACUACGUGGCGCGCGUCUCCGUCUCGGACCCCGACGAGGCCGGGGACGAGCUCGGCCUGACCCUGCAGGGCGGGGACGGCACCUUCGCCCUGCGGCCCGGCGGCGCCGCCGGCCUUUAUUUCCUGUGCGUGGAGGGGCCCCUGGACCGCGAGAGCCGCGACCUGUACGAGCUGCGCCUGGCGGCCACCGACGCCGGCUCCCCGCCGCUCUCCGCCCACGAGACGCUGCUGCUCCGCAUCGCUGACAUCAACGACCAGCCGCCCGCCUUCCCCCAGCCCCGCUACGGCGCCGCCGUCUCCGAGGCCGCCUCUCCCGGCACCACGGUGCUGCGGCUCAGCGCCUCGGACGCCGACGAGCCCGGCUCCCCCAACGCCCAGGUGCGCUACGCCCUGGAGGCGGCGCCGGGCCCCGCGGGGGAGCCCUCGGCCGUCGAGCUCUUCCACAUCGACCCGCUGAGCGGCGUGAUCAGCACCCGGCGCGGCCUGGACCGCGAGCGGGAGGCGGCGCUGGAGCUGCGGGUGGUGGCGCGGGACCUGGGGGAGCCGCCGCUCUCCGCCUCCUGCCUGGUGAGCGUCCGGGUGGAGGACGCCAACGACAACGAGCCCGUCUUCGAGCAGCAGGUCUACAACGCCAGCCUGGCCGAGCACGCGGGGCCCGGGCACUGCCUGCUGCAGGUCAAGGCAACAGAUGCAGAUGCAGGCCAGUUUGGUCGUAUCGAAUAUUUUCUUUAUGAUGGAUUCCAUAACUAUGAAAAAUCUAAAGCAUUCCAGAUAGAUCUCCAUACAGGACACAUCUGUGUGUGUCAAGACAUUGAUAGGGAAGGGGAUCCAGCCACUUAUGAUCUCCUAGUGAAAGCUACAGAUGGGGGUGGGCUAAGUGCCCAAGCUUUUGUUCGUAUUGAGAUAGAAGACAUUAACGAUAAUCAACCUAUUUUCGACCCUGCCAGCUAUGUGACAAGCAUCAGUAGUCAUACGCACCCAGGAACAGAGAUCAUCAAUGUUGUUGCCACAGACAGGGAUUCAGGGAUAUAUGGAGUUGUGACAUAUGAGCUGGUUCCAGGAGAGUUUUCUUCCCUUUUCACAGUGGAUACUUCUUCAGUGUAUUGUAUUAAGUACUCAUAUUAUCAGUUGCUUAUUUUUUUACAUUGGUUGUUUUUGUUCCCACUUGUAGAUACUUUCGAAGUGAUCUCUUACACAAUUUCCUCUGGUGAUCCUUAUGGAAGAUUCUCUAUUGACCCUCAGUUUGGUAUCAUUCUCACCAAAAAGCAGCUGGACCAUGAAACUCAGUCUCUCAUUGUCCUUACUGUCCAGUCACAGUUAGGCAGCUCCCCUGUCUACAGUAGCACCCAGGUCAAUAUAUCUGUGAUUGAUGUCAAUGACAAUCCUCCAGUAUUUCUUACAGAAUCUGAUAAGAUAACUAUAUCUUAUAGUACAGUUCCUGGCACAGCUCUGUACAUUGCUCAUGCAGAAGAUAAAGACAGUGGGCUAAAUUCAGUAAUCAAAUAUACUAUUGCAAACAGGCAGUCAAAUGCAUUUACCAUUGAUCCAAGCCUUGGGGUGGUAUAUCUCACCAGGACUCUGUUCACAGAUAAGCAGCAUGAAUACGCUCUCCACAUAACAGCUGAAGAUCACGGAACUCCUCCACUGAGUUCUCUGCUAAAGCUGACAGUGAUUGUUGAAGAGCAAAAGAUGGGCACCACCUUGACUUUUGAAAACUUGGUGUAUCAAGUGGAAGUCAGUGAGACUUCUUCACUGGAUGCCAAAAUUCUGCAAGUAAAAGCCCACACACAAGUUCCACAGCACACUGCCUCACAGAUGGUGUACUCCCUGGAGCCUAGCAAAGAUUCUGCUGCAUUUGGAAUUGACCCUGUCACUGGCUGGAUUUACCUCCGGAAAUAUCUGAACUAUGAAUUUACACAGAUGUACAAUUUUAGGGCCUUUGUCAGCAGCCCAGAGGACAGCUCAGGGCAAAAUGCGAGUACAUCAGUAAUUGUUAAUGUCCUGGAUGAAAAUGACAAUUCCCCAAUGUUCAUGCGUGAUCUUUAUUUUUUUGAAAUUGAGGAAAGUCCAGUUCCCCGAGGUGUGGUUGGUACCAUCACAGCAGUUGACAGAGACUCAGGAAGAAAUGGACAGCUUUCCUAUUUCCUUUUGUCAGAUGGAAAGUUUUUCAAGAUUAAUUCCAACACAGGUGAAAUUAUAAACUGGGUUGCAUUAGACCACGAGCAACAAACUCACCAUCAGUUGAUCGUACUAGUAACUGACCAUGGUGACCCCCGGCAUAAUGCCACAACAACUGCAUAUAUCUUAGUUGCUGACCUCAAUGAUAAUCAGCCUUACUUCCCUCAGAUUCCAUCUGGAAAAGAAGUAACCCUCAAGGUUUUGGAAGGACAGCCAGAAGGUACACUUGUCACCACUGUGUUUGCAAAGGACCUUGAUUUUGGAAACAAUGGUGUAGUGUUAUAUUCAAUAUUGUCAGAAGAUAGUUUCAGUCAUUUUCAGAUUGAUCCCAACAGUGGCGAGUUAAGAACAACUGAAGCUCUUUCAUAUAAUUGGAGACCUAACUACAGAAUACUAGUCACUGCAAGUGACCAAGGAAUUCCUCCUCUUCAAGGACAUGCAGUUGUUAACAUCCAGGUAAUCCCAUUUUCUAAAGGGAGAUCUGUCUUUUCUCAAGAUAUCAGGCACUUUGUCAUACCUGAGAAUUUUAAACCUGCACAAAUAUUGAGCUCGGUGAAGUUGCCUGGUCAUUAUCUGCAAACCAACAGAAAACUGCAUUUUAGUAUCUCUGAAGAAGAGGAUGAUGAUCAUUUUGAAAUAGAUAGUUCAACAGGGGAUCUGUUUCUUUCCAAGGAACUUGACUAUGAAACAAUUUCUCACUUCCUUCUGAGAGUUGUCAUGAAGGAUUGUAAUAAGAAUCCUCCACAGAACUACACCGUUUUCUUCAGUAUUGAUGUAGAAGAUCAAAAUGACCACUCCCCUUAUUUCCAGGAUAACUUCAUAGUGAUUGGCAUACAGGAGAAUGUACCUGUUGGCACUCUGGUGUACACAUUCAAUGCAAAAGAUGGAGAUGGCAGUUUUCUGAACAGCAGAGUACAGUAUUCCAUAGAAACGAGUGACUCUGGUGAAAAUCCAUUUCUCAUCCACCCUUUAUAUGGCACCUUGAUCACAGCAGUUCCAUUAGACAGAGAGGUCACUCACUCAGUUGUCCUGACAGUGUCUGCAUCAGAUCAGGCAAUAAACUUGACAGAGCGCAGACUUGGUUCCCUGACAGCAAAAAUUGUCAUUUUAGACAUUAAUGACAACAGUCCCAGUUUUGUUUCUUCCUCUCUUUCCUAUGUCAUGGAGAAUGCAGAGGUAGGCUCUCUGGUACAUCACGUAAUUGCGGAGGAUCCAGAUGAAGGAAGAAAUGGACAAGUUACAUAUCACAUUCUUUCAGGCAAUGAAAACAAAGCAUUUCUAUUAGAUAAAACCACAGGGUUGCUAACCACAGCCUUUCCUUUGGACCAUGAAAGUCAAGAAUACUACAGUUUGACUAUCAUGGCUCUUGAUGAUGGCAGACCAUCACUCUCUGCAACCCAGAUGCUGACUGUAAGCAUUCUUGAUGUAAAUGAUGAGAGGCCAGUAUUUCAAAAGCCAUUGUAUGAAGCUGCAGUUUGUGAAAAUCAAGAUCCUGGGGAGUUUGUCAUUAAGGUGGAAGCUGUAGACAGAGAUUCAGGAAUAAAUUCCCUGCUUCAGUAUGAAAUCUUACCAGGAAAUGGGUUUGAGAUUUUCCAGAUAAACUCGGAUACUGGAGAGGUGAUGACAGCUGCCUCACUCGACAGGGAGACCCAAGAGAUUCUCAGUAUAAAAGUCCUGGUUCGAGACAGUGGAACCCCUUCUUUAUCCAGCACAGCAAGAGUUAUCUGCAAAAUACUGGAUGAAAAUGACAAUACUCCUAAAUUUCUCCUUCUUGUCCCUGAGAUUCAAAUUCCUGAGAAUCAAGAGCCUGCAAUAGUGUACACCACACGAGCUGUAGAUAUAGAUGCUGGCAAUAAUGGAACUUUACAAUAUCAAAUAAUUGGUGGAAAUAUUGGAGAAUACUUCACUCUAAAUGAUACUUCCGGAGAACUCUUGGCCACUCGUAGUUUAGACAGGGAGGAUGCCAGCAACUUUACCCUCAUUAUUGGAUGUCAUGACUUGGGCAGCCCACCAAGAAGCUCCACAGCACAGCUACAGAUUACAGUCCUGGAUGAAAAUGACAACAACCCUGUAUUUGCAAAGAAGAACUAUCAGACCUCUGUGAGAGAAGACGUUGAGGAAGGAUCAGUAGUUCUUGAGCUCUUUGCUUCAGAUGAAGAUGGUGGCCUGAAUGGUGAGGUCAUGUAUUCGAUCAUUGAUGACACCUUUGGAGCAUUUACUGUUAACAGUACAACUGGCGCUAUAGUUACUACAAAAGCACUAGACCGGGAGACUAAAUCUCAGUAUGCAUUUAGAGCUGUGGCAAGUGACUGUAGCAUCCAAGGCCCAAGAAGUACUACAGUUAACAUUAUGGUGCACAUUGAUGAUGCCAAUGACAAUAGUCCAGUUUUUCUACAGAACCCUUUCAAAGUUUAUGUGCCUCCUGAAACUUCUGUGAAUCAGACAGUAGCCACUGUGAGAGCUGCAGACAUGGAUCUAGGGCCAAAUGGUGCAGUGGUUUUUAAUUUUGCAGUACCUGGAACUAUGUUUUGUAUUGACAUUAAUACAGGAGAGGUUUAUCUUCAAGAGCCAUUGCCUUCUGACGGUUUCAGUUCCCACCUGCUGGUAUUGGCUUCAGAUCAAGGUGUCCCAGCUAGGACAGCCACAGCUCUAUUGGCCAUCUCCACAAGGGAACAAGAGGAGGUGAUGUCAUUCAGCCAUAGUUUGUAUGCAGUAACUGUACCUGAAAACAGUGAAGCAGGCACCUCACUUUUGACUGUUGAAGCUUAUGAUCAUAAUUUACUGGGAAAAGGCAUAAAAUACAGGAUAUUCAGUGACAAUGAAGAUAUUUUCUCAAUACACCCCAUCACAGGUGAACUCACAGUGAAAGAGCCAAAGUUUCUUGACCAUGAAGUCAAGAGUAAAGUGCAUCUUGCAGUUUUGGCUGAAAGUGGCUUGAAUUCAGCACACUGUGGAGUGACAGUUUGGGUACAAGAUGUGAACGAUAAUGCACCUAAAUUUGAGCAAAGCUCUUACAAAACAUCGGUGUGGGAAGGCCAAAUCUACAAUACAUAUGUCAUGCAGAUUUUUGCAACUGACCUUGACAGUGGGCUAAAUGGAGAAAUUGAGUAUUCAAUUUUAUCUGGUAAUGAAAACGAAACAUUCCUGAUUGAUUCAACAUGGGGGAUUUUGGCAACUAAUGCAAUCCUGAAUCACGAAGACAUUUCAUCCUACAGGUUAGUUGUGCAAGCUGCCGAUAGAGGAAUCCCCAGCCUUUCUGCUACAAGCAUAGUAACGAUACAGGUAGUCGAUGUUAAUGACAAUAUCCCAACUAUCCAACCACUAGGCAUAGUGGAGGUCUCUGAAAAUGCCCCACCUGGUUUCAUAGUGACUCAGGUUUCUGCAAAUGAUGUGGAUUUAAGUCCAGCUCUUCUCUACAGCUUUACAGAAGAUGGUAACCCAGGAAUGAAAUUUGCUAUUAAUCAACACACUGGAGUGAUCACACUGGUGAAACCAUUAGAUUUUGAAGAAACUGCUCAGUAUCAAUUGUGGAUUAGUGUGUCAGAUUCUGUGCAUCAAACAGAAGCAGAGCUCACCAUUCAUGUUUUGGAUGUCAAUGACAACCCUCCAGUAUUUACUCAGUAUUCAUAUCAGGUGACCGUGCCUGAGCUCGCUCCUGUAGGUACUUCUAUCCUGACCGUCUCUGCUAUAGACAGAGAUUCAGAGCAUAAUGGAAUUAUUUCCUACAAAAUCUUGCCUUCUUAUGAGGGAUUUUCAAUUGAUCACAAAAAUGGGUCAGUAUUCACUGCCAAACCAGUGCCACACCUGGGCAAGAGUUCAGUUAUUCAGCUUCUUAUAGAAGCCAAAGACAAUGGAGACCCUGCUUUGACUGCUGUUACUUCCAUGGAGAUACAGAUACAGGAUGUAAAUAACUAUGCACCUCAAUUCACAAUGGCACUAUACAAUGUGAGUGUGAGUGAAGAUGCCUCAGUCGGAGGGACUAUCCUCACAUUUUCAGCCAUUGACUAUGAUUGGAUACAUGAAAAUACAUACAUUGAAUACUCUAUUAUCAGCAGCAACACUAAUAACCUAUUCCAUGUGGAAACAAGUGUCAUGGAAUCAACACCACCUUACAAGCUGGUUGGCAACCUUGUUUUGAGUAGUCCGCUGGAUAGGGAAACUGCUUCCUCUCACCAUGUGAUCAUUCUUGCAUCUGACCAUGGAACACCUCCCCUGAAUUCCAGUGCUACUGUAUUGAUAACUGUACUAGAUGUCAAUGAUAACCCACCAGUAUUUAGCAAUCUGGAGUAUCGCAUUCAUGUCAGAGAAAAUAUCCCAAUAGGUAGUCAUAUCACUAUGGUUUCAGCAAAUGACUGUGAUGCAGGAGCUAAUGCAGAGGUCACUUACACUAUAAUCUCCGGAAAUGACAAGGGGCAUUUUCGAUUAGAUGGGAAAACUGGCUCUGUGGAUUUGAUCAGAACUCUGGAUUAUGAGGAAAUGAUUAAAUUCACUUUGACUAUUCAAGCCUCUGAUGGAGGGGUCAAUGUAAGAAAUGUGGCUUUUUCUGUUGUUUUUGUCAGUGUCCUGGAUGACAAUGAUUAUGCUCCACUGUUUUUGUUUCCCAGCCUGAACUGUGUUAUCCAUGAAAAUCUUCCUGCCUUUUCUUUUGUGUGCACAGUUUAUGCCCUGGAUUUUGAUACAGGUCCCUAUGGACACCUUACUUACUCAAUCCAGUCAUCAUGUUUGUCUGAUCGUGGAUCUCCUCAAGAUCAUGACAUGUUUUUCAUAGAUCCUUUGACAGGAGAUAUACAAACAAAGCAAAUGCUUGAUUAUGAAAGUCAGAAUAAGUACUGUUUUAUAGCCCAGGCAAAAGACAACGGUGACUCAAUAGCCACAUUAACAGUUCAGGUAGAUGUUGAAGGGACAGAUGAAUUUGAUCCUGUUUUUACUGAAGACCAAUAUUUUUUUGAUCUCCCUGAGAAAAAUGAAGCAGGUCAGCUGGUGGGCAAAGUGGCAGCAUCCGAUAAUGAUGCUGGAUUGGAUGGAGUUAUUCACUACUCCCUGCUAAAACCUUCUCCAUUCUUUUCUGUAAACCAGAGCAAUGGAAAUAUCUACUUGAUUAGAACUCUUCACAGAAAGAAGAGCAGUACCAAAAGGAAAGAUGACACCCUUGAAUUGUUAGUAAGAGCUCACAGCCCCAAACUGGACUCUAAAUCCACUACAUGCACUGUUCUGGUAAAUAUUUCCAACUGUCCUGAGAAUUAUUCCAUAGCAUCUGCAAACAUCUUGUCUAUUAGUCUUACUGUCUCUUUUGUAGUGUUUCUGCUGCUUGCCAUCAGCCUCAUUGCACUUAUUCUGAGAUACAAACGAAAAGACAUGAUAAAUUCCUGUAUGAAAAGAGAAACAUCAUUUUCAUCAGCUGAUUUGAGCUUGACCAAUGAAGAUAAUAUUCCUAAGGACUGCCAGAAACUCCAGAGCACUGAGAGUAGUACACUUCCCAUGGGCUCCAUAGCAGAGUGGUUGAGUUUGGUAGGCAUCAGAGAAAAGGAAGAUAUUGGUAACCCCAGCAGGCACUCAGAUUCUAGUGGUCAUGGCUCAGCAGAAGGGGACACUGCAGAAGAUGAGGAAAUCAAAAGGAUCAAUGAGCAUCCAUGCAGAAAGGGGUUGGGUUCAGCUUUAAGUGAGCGAGGCUCAUGCGUGCCAGACUCAGGAAUUCCAAGAGAUUCUGACCAGUUAUCCUGUCAGUCUGGAGAAACUGAUGUGUUGGCUGCCACUCAAAAUGCAGAGAGCUUCCACACCUUCAAAGAUGGAGAAGGAGGAGAAGGCUGUGACCAUAACAAAAUGCUAUCCCAAACUCUUCAAAAAAUUGGGAUAAAAGAGAGAGACAUAAUAACAGACAUCACAAAAGAAUACAUCUUCAUCUCUGAUGGCCAGGAUUCCCGGUAUGGAUCACUUGCAACUCUUGUAGCCUCUGAUGAGGAUCUUAGGGGAAGUUACAACUGGGAUUACUUGCUUACUUGGGAACCCAGAUUUCAGCCUCUUGCCUCCGUGUUUAAUGAUAUUGCGAAACUGAAAGAUGAAAGCUUACAAAUUCAUAGCUUUCCUAAGAAGAAGAAAUCUUUUAUUUUCCCUCCUCCCUUGAUAACAUCAGUAGCUCAACCUGGCAUAAGGACAGUGCCACCACAUAUGCCAACUAUAAUACCUGGGCAGGCAUUUAAAAAAUAUCCUCGUUCUCCCCUUAUCCAUAAUCUUAGAUACCCUUCACCGGCCAUGACUCCCAGUUUUUCUCCUUCUCUGUCUCUACUUACCAUGCAGACUCCUACAGCUUCUCCAGUGAUGUCAGAUGCAGGACUGACAGGAACAUACCAAAUUGGCCAAAUUCAUGCAACAGAGGAAGAAGUUCAGGUGUAGGUGAUUAACCACUGGUAAAAUGUUAAAGGAAAAUUUGGCUUAAAACAUACUUGUUCGUUGUUUAAUGAGUAAAACCACAUGCCAGAGCUAUAUCAUCAGUAUUCACUUUAUUUUUUUAUGGUUUACCAAGGAUAAGAUAAUUUAGUCAUAAACUUUCUCACUAUCAUGUUCUUUGCAAAAUAUGCUCUAAACCUGUGAGGCUUGCCCUUUAAUUACCUUUUUCUAUCUACCAAUAACCCUGGUAUCUAAUGUAAAUCACAUACCCAGGUGUCUGAUAGCUGACUUACCCAAAUAACAGGCUAUAUUGUUUAUCUUUAAGGAUUUCAAUAACUCUUUGUUGUGAUUAAUGGUUUAUCACUGAGGAUUUCAAUUUAAAAUGCUGACUAUUGGUGAGGGUUACCUUUAAUACCUCUCUGCCUUCCUUAAGUUAUUUUUGUGGCAGCUGGAAAGUUGGCUACCUGCGGAUUUCUCUUGUGUAGGGGAAUCCACUUGGCAUGUGCUGAGGUAGCAUCUCCAGUCUCAGGAUCAGGGCAGUAUAAAGGUUGUAUAAAGCCACCUGUGACUCCCCCUCUCAUCACUGGGACUAUGCUGAGUACAUCUCAGCUGGAGCAGAAAAUCUGGCCCUGUAUGUAAUAUAUAUCAUACAUAUAACAGCUUGUGUGUAUAUGUACACACAUACAUGCAUAUGGUGUUUCAGUGUGUGUAUGUAUUUUAUCAAAUCAAUAAAACACACAUACAUAUGCUUCUACCAUAAUUUUAACUCAGAAUUGGCACUUGGGGAACAGGACAGGGUGAAAUACAAGAACUAUGCCUUACAAAGGGUAAAGGUGGCUACCCUUUUGGAAUCAGUGGUAUAUUAUAUGUGCAAUGGCUUCUGAGCAGCUUUGCCCAUUAUCACAUGUUUGGAUCCUUUCUGGAUAUAAACUGACAUUGUUCCUAAGAGUAUGCAGGCAACAACCGUUUCCAAGAAAAGAAAUAGAAAGAAAAGAAUCAGAAAUGGAGUCAGCCAGAAGCCUGUGCCAGGAAGGGGAAAGCAAAGGAAAGUAGUCAUUCUCAAUUAAUAUAUGAACAGGGAAUUAUAAGCUUAUGGGCAUAGGGCCAUGUCUGAGAAUGCUUUUGGGGUCGUUAGAUUGGCCACCUCAGGGUUACAUAAGCUUCCUUGGACCUUUUUCCAAAGAAGGCAGAGUGUAUUUUUUCCAUUUUGUCUUGUUACAGGAUGCACGUCUAUUUUUUGAAAUUUCAAAGUUAAUUUAUGAACUUUUACACUAAAUAGUUUUGGUUUCUUCUGGAUACUGUAGUUAUUUUUUAGCACCCAAAUGGGCAGUAUUAAUUUAUGAACUGUGUAUUGGUGGAAAAUGUAUGUACAUAAAAAUAACCAAAAUAUAAUGUCAUGCUAAUAACAUGUAUAAUUGUGUAGCUAAAAUAUAAUAUUUUUUAAAAAUAAUUUUAUAUACUUUUUUUACUACUAACGGUUAAAAGUUAUCCACAUAACUUACCUCCCAUCUGUUAAUGUUCUAAUGUCUGCUAACCUGUUAGGUUUUGAUUUGUACUACGUGUUAAUAGAAUGAAAUAUGCCCAUUGUGAUGUGCAAUUCUGUACAGCUACAGUUUCAGGAGGUGUUAAUGGAACACAAUGCUAAAUUAUCUGUCUGUUUAACUCCAAAUUAAUGUUUUCAGUAUCAGUACUCUUGAUCAAGUGAGAGUUUGGUGCUCCGAAGAGGAGCAGUGAACCUUUUUAUUAACAUUAUGAUAGAAGGGAUCAUCUUUAUCCAUAGAUGAUCAGUGGAAGAAUAAAUAUUUUGCACAGCAUUAUUGUGUUUGAUUUUUCAUGAAGUGAAAACUAGGGGCAUUGGUGUUGGACACAAUACUGUAGCAUGCAGAUGACCAUUUUUUCCCACUAAUAUCACUUGUUACAGCUCGAAUGUCGUCAUCUUUACAAAUGUCCAAAACAUAUAGUGUCCAUCCAGAAAAGAUAAUAAUAGAGCUCUAUAAUAGAUACUAGCAAUUCAGUAAUUAACAACAAUCAGUAUGCACUAACUGAUACACUAGUUAGCUAUGUUAGCUGAAAAAUCAAGUGGAAUGCACAUAGAAAAUUAAGUCAUCAGUAAAAUCCAGGACAAGUUUGAAGACCUAAAGUACAUCUGUUUCCUUUAACCAUUCCAGAUCGGGCUAUGAAGAUUCUCCGUUAGGUAUAGUGUAGAGGUAGUGCCCGCUGAUAGUAUCAGCAGAAACAGGUAGACAGGUUACACAUAUGGAAGGUAGAAAAUAAGUCCUGAAUCAAGAAGAAGUCCCAAUAGAAUUGAGGCAGAUCAGAUAUAUAAAAAGUAGAAGGGCUAGAUUCACAAAAGGACUUAGGAAAUUAACUGCCCACUCUGGGCACCUGAAUUUCAGAAUCAGGCUCCAUUGGGAUUCACAAAACCCCCACUCAGCAGUCUCAGAACCCUGCAGGUGCCCAAAUUUUUGCAGUAAAAGUUCCCUACCUGCCUAUGUGUCUGCCUCUGAGCAUGCACACUGCAGUCUUAACUCAUGUGCCCAGCCACCUUAGCCCCAGAGCAAUGGGCCUGACCAUACCACCUUGUUUUGGAAGUCCACAGUUUUCCCACAGUCCACCUGAAAAGUGAGCAAAACAUUUGCUCUUUCUUGUGCCUUUCCUUGCAUCUUCAAGAACAGCUUCUUCUUUUUAAUCCCUCUUUGAAAGGAUUGGAUAUGACUUGCAUCCUAUUUGUCAAAUGCAUGCUAUAUUCCAGAUGAGCUAACUAGCCCAUGAUAUUUUAUUUUGCAUUAAAAUUCUCCAGUAAAAUUUCUUCUUUAUCUAUAGAUUUACUAAUACUGUAUCAGAGAAUAACACUAACCCUGUGUAUUGCUGUCUCAUGUGUGGCUGACCUUAAAAAUGUGAAUAUGCAAGGCAAGUGUCUGCAAUAAAUCAUGUGUCAGCUCUUUUAACCUUACUCUUUUUUCUUAAGUAAACAAUAUAAUUUGUAUAAAUUAUCAUGAGUUUAAUAUUAACUUGCCUGAAACAGUCUAUGUUACUUUGCAGAUCUGCAUACCAGUUUUAGCACUUUGGAGGAGGCACAGAACUUGUUAGUAGAAAAUCAUAUUAAGCUCAAACUGCAUAAACUAUAAAAUAAAAGACA
Messenger RNA from Trachemys scripta elegans, 13336 nucleotides. RefSeq names its product dachsous cadherin-related 2 (gene DCHS2). Gene Ontology annotation, cellular component: plasma membrane. The coding region runs from base 445 to 10203 and encodes 3252 amino acids. The record is from RefSeq and is a predicted model, not a curated record. Gene Ontology annotation, molecular function: calcium ion binding. The transcript has 19 exons. Gene Ontology annotation, biological process: homophilic cell-cell adhesion. Lineage: Eukaryota; Metazoa; Chordata; Testudines; Emydidae.